AUGCUCACAAUGGAGCAAAUAGAGGCAGCCUUGUACCAGAAGAUGAAGAUAUCUGAGAAAUUAAAUGAGAAGCAGAUGGAAAGAAUGGAGGGAGUUGGGGGAGAUCUCACCAUGGACAGAGAGCAACAGAGGGAGCACAUCCUCAAAUGGUUUGUGGAGACUCAGGCUGUGCUCAUCCUGUGUGAUGGAAGUUUUCCGCCCUGGUUCCAGGGCUUCAUCUCCAGACAUGAAGCAGAAGAUCAGCUCAAAGACAAGAAUGUUGGUUGCUUCCUUAUCAGACUCAGCGAAAAAUCCAUUGCGUAUAUUCUUUCAUACAAAGGACAGGAUCGUUGUCGCCAUUUUGUGAUAAAUCAAACUAAGACUGGCCUGUUUGUCGUUUCUGGUGAUUCCACCACUCAUAACAGUCUCACAGAGCUGAUCAAUCACUUUAAAACCACAUCAAUCCAGCCUUUUGGAGAGUACCUGACUUCAUACGACACAGACAUGGACUCUGUUGGAGAGGACGCCAAAAACAAGCUUUAUGACGUGGUUCAAAAUAAGCCCAGAGUUAAUGCGGGUGUUAGCGUUAAGGCUCUAAGAAGUUUAUGGGAACAAACUAGCAAUGUCCCGCAUGGCACGCCUCCUGUUCUGUAUUCUAAAAGUGCCCGGAAACUCGCAAUCUCCACCUCUAUUGACAGGAACAGCCUUUCUCAGGGUACAAAAGUUCCACCAGUGCCAAAGAAGAAUACACGACUUCGGAAUUCCUUAAGCGCUGGUUUUCCUGGUACAAAUACAUCCCAAGAACAACACAGCUUUUCAGAAUCAAGGACAUCUGGAAGGUCAGAAGGCUACAACUCUCAAUUAAUGUUGCCUCCCCACGAUGAAAACAAUCAGUCUUCAACCUCUAAUUCUUGCAACAUUAUGCCCUCCACCCCUCAACAACCUCCUUUAGCGCCACCCAAAACAGCCUCCUGCUCUUAUGCUGUCCUCGAUCUUAAAAAACGCCAUAGUGGUGGUGGCCGAGUGCCAUAUAAUGACAAAGAAGCCCUACAGCCCAAUCCACUCUACCAGACCUCAUCUGUGGUGUGCGCUGGGCAGCAGGACCAGCCCGGGCAAGAGUAUGACAACCGUAUAAAGCCCAUCGAUAACCUUUUAGCAGAAAACCCCUAUCAAGACAUACCUGAACAACGUGACAGUAAUACCUAUGAGCACAUAGCUGAGAGCAACACCUAUGAGGACAUCCGAGUUACAGACAGCAACACGUAUGCAAGUUUGGAUGAGAUGCAUCCACACUCACCGAGCAUCUCGGGAAAGAAGAAUCAUAAGUGGUGGAAACUUCGACUGGAGAAUAAGAAGCAAUAGUCAUCCGGUGAAUGUAAA
Sinocyclocheilus grahami is the source of this 1359-nucleotide messenger RNA. It is a transcript of the gene sh2d7, whose product is annotated as SH2 domain containing 7. Lineage: Eukaryota; Metazoa; Chordata; Actinopteri; Cypriniformes; Cyprinidae. The transcript is spliced from 7 exons. The record is from RefSeq and is a predicted model, not a curated record. Gene Ontology annotation, cellular component: cytoplasm. Bases 1 to 1341 code for a protein of 446 amino acids.